AUGACUGCUCCAAAAGUUCCAUACAGAUCCUGGCAAGAUUGGGUCCAAAUGUACCGCGGGUUUUUCCCAGGCAAGCCAAAAUUUACCGAAGAUCAAUACCCUAGCUUUGAAGGAAAAGUUAUUAUUGUCACUGGUGGUAAUACUGGUGUUGGUUAUGAAACCGUGAAAUCAUUAGCUGGAUCAACCAAGGCUAAGUUAUAUGUGCUUUCGAGAAACGAAGAAAAGACCCUUGAAGCCAUCAAACAAAUACAGUUGGAAGUUGCCAAGGAAUAUAAGGUCUCCAACACAGAUAUCAACUUUAUCAAAGUGGACUUGAGUGAUUUGGAUACAAUUAAACCUGCAGCUGAAAAAUUCUUAUCCCAGGAAUCCAGAUUAGAUCUUAUUAUUCAUAAUGCAGGUGUCAUGAUGCCUCCUUUAGGUUCCAAGACUAAGCAAGGAUAUGAAUUACAGUUUGGUACCAACAUUAUUGGUCCACACCUUCUUCAACGUCUUUUAGAUCCUGUUUUUAUCAAAACUGCAAAAACUAAUGCUCCAGGUGAAUCUCGUAUUGUAUGGGUUUCUUCAGUAGCACAUCAGUUAUCACCUUUAGGUGGUUUCUACUGGGAUGAUGUGAAUUUUGAAAAGACAAAUGCUGCCCCCAGUGUGAUUUAUGGACAAAGUAAGGCUGGUGCUAUUAUGCAGGCAAGAACAUGGACUCGUAAACAUAACACUGGUUCACAAAUCAUUAGUGCUUCUGUAUGUCCUGGCUUCUUAAACACUGACUUACAAAGAUAUGCUACAUCUUUUGAAAAGGUGCUUUACAAUUUGUUUUUUCAUCCAAGGAGAAUGGGUGCUUAUACCGAAUUAUAUGCUGCCUUUUCCCCUGAUGUCAAGGAUGGUACUCAUAAUAUUUCCUUUGGAGCCCCAGGUCGUGCAAGAAAAGAUCUUGUUCAGGAUGAAGCUUGUGAUAAACUUUGGGAUUACCUUAAUGAAGCUACCAAUCCUUAUAUGUAA
Spathaspora passalidarum NRRL Y-27907 is the source of this 993-nucleotide messenger RNA. RefSeq lists its product as uncharacterized. Lineage: Eukaryota; Fungi; Ascomycota; Pichiomycetes; Serinales; Debaryomycetaceae. The record is from RefSeq and is a predicted model, not a curated record. The transcript has a single exon. Bases 1 to 993 code for a protein of 330 amino acids.